Tetranychus urticae (two-spotted spider mite) is the source of this 958-nucleotide messenger RNA. RefSeq names its product cystatin-1-like. Gene Ontology annotation, molecular function: cysteine-type endopeptidase inhibitor activity. The record is from RefSeq and is a predicted model, not a curated record. Gene Ontology annotation, cellular component: vesicle; cytoplasm. Lineage: Eukaryota; Metazoa; Arthropoda; Arachnida; Trombidiformes; Tetranychidae.
UAAUCAUAAAUUUCCCUGAAAACUUGGUUAUAGCUCGACUCAAGUGAACCAGUUGAGUUUAUUGUGUUUCUCUCUCUCAGAGAUAAAUCACUUUUCCCAGGUGUUAAGUAAGAAAUGGAAAUAUGGAUCAGCAUUUUUGACACUUUUAUUCUUCUCUCUGUUCAUUUCUAGUUAAUACACAAUCAUUUCUUUGUUGAAAAGUUACGUCAGUUCCGCGAAAAACAGGUGAUUGUUUUCGAUAUGACAAUCAAUCUGGAGUGAAAUCGGCUCGUGAUUGACGGCUAAAUGGGCUUCAUUUGUGUAUAUAACAUUGACUCUUUUCCAUUAGGAACUCACAUCUAUUCAAACACUGAACCAGUUAAUCUUGGCCUUUUACAAUCGUUCAAGUAAGUCCCUGCAAAAUGAAAUUCCUCAUGAUAGCAGUUUGUCUUUUCGGAGCUGCUUGGAGCGCCGUGCCGUUCGAGCCAAUUGAAGGAGCAUGGAGCUCAAAUUCUGUUGACGACCCACUUGUUGCUGAGUUGGCUGCUAAAGGUCUUGAUUAUGAAAACCGUUACGGCAACAGUUUUUAUUACAAGAAACUGAUUACCAUUAAAGAAGCUAGAAUUCAAGCUGCCAAGCCAUAUGGAGUAAAUCAUGAAGUUAAACUCUUGAUUGGCCAGACUGACUGUGCUAAAUGGAAUGUCAAUGCUACUUCAUGUGAAGUGUCUCCUAAUGCAAUCCCUGAAUUAUGUACCUAUGUUACCUGGGUAUCACCAGAUUUACAUUGGAGAGAACUCACCCAAGCCUCUUGUGAAUCUGCUGAAUAAUCUGACAGACAAACGAACUCUUCAACCGUUGCUUGUUUAAAAAAUAAAUUUCCCAGAAGUUCAGGUCAAUGAAGCUAUGGAUGCUCUUGAAAACACAGCUAAUCGACACUGAGUUUCUUUCUAACUAUCUAUUGUUUUGCCCAUUCCUUUUA